AGGAUGGAGAGGGACAUAAGGUGGAGAAUGAUGGACAAAGACGGAGAAGUUUGGAUAAGAAAAAGGGUGGAGGGAGGAGGAGGAAGGAAGAAGAUGGAGAGAAGAAAGAGGAGAAGAAGGGAGACAAGAUUAGAAAGAGCAGUGAGCUGAAAGGAAGAAAGGGUAUGAAGAAAAGUGAAAAUAAUAGCGAGAAAGAGAAGGAGAGAGGGAAGAAGGAAAUGAAGAAAGGAGAACAAGAAGAAGACGUGGUAAAGAAGGGAAGAGAGAAGACACAAAAUCAGCAGCCGAUAAUGGUGGCAGAAUCAACACGCCAGGCAACGUGUGACGGAAAUUUCGACCUUACUUACGGCGACGAGAUGGUCUUGUAUUCCGAAAACGACGGAACCAAGCUGCGUUGCAAGUCUCGAUUCACGAGUCCUGUUGGCACGACUAUGUCUCUGGAAUGUCCCCAGUUCAACCUCAAUGCCAGAGGGUGCCGGAGAGAGCAGCUGAAAGUGAAGGCAAAAGGAGGUAAAGCCAGCAAAUACUGCGGAACGUCGGGUCCUUCCCUCACCACGCCGAAGAACAAGAUCCGUGUGACUUACAAGCGAAAGCAGCUGAGAGAGGGCGAGUGUUCCGGAGGCUAUCUGUGCUUCCUACGCGUCCUGGGAGACAAACCCACGACCACAUCAACGACCACAUCAACGACCACAUCAACGACCACGCCCGGAACGACGACAUUAACAGUCGUCGGGGACAGACUCUUCUGCCCCGCGGAGUGCGGGCGUGCGAACCUCACCGUGCCCCGUAUCGUGGGCGGGCAGGUGGCGUCCCGACUCGAGUACCCGUGGGUGGCCUACAUCACCAUCACGGGCGGAGGCGGGCAGGAAGUGUCUUGCGGAGGCGCCAUCGUCAACAGGGACCACGUGAUCACCGCCGCCCACUGCUUUAGCAACAGGAACGUGCCUACCUCCAUCGUCACUGUCUUCCUCGCCGAGCACGACAUCGACAUCCUGACGGAGACCGACGUCAUUUCCGUCUUCGCGAGUGAGAUCUUCAUUCAUCCUGAAUACAAGGCGGACGGACGGGAUACGGAGGAACACGACAUCGCUCUCCUGUACCUGGGUGGACUCCUGACCUUCGGCCUCGGAGUCCAGCCGAUCUGCCUCGGCACCAAGGACGACUUCGCGGUGGGCCAGGAGGCGGUCCUCGUCGGCUGGGGACUCACGGACUUCGACAACUCCUCGUCCGGAAGCAACCUUCUGCGGGAGGUGGCGGUCAGCACCAUCGACCUUGAUCGCUGCAUCACGCUGUACCAGAAUGCAGCGCAGAGGCAGUUCGUCAACGAGAACAUGAUCUGCACACUGACUCCGGGCAAGGACGCCUGCAGGGGCGACAGCGGAGGUCCUGUCAUAACCCGGGUCGGCGACGUGUGGGUUCUGAUCGGCAUCGUCAGCUUCGGCAACGGGUGCGCGGACCCCUUGGCCCCCGGAGUGCACACCAACGUCGCCAACUAUUUAGACUGGAUGGUUAACUCAACCGGCGGGGUCUUCUGUUAGGCAUUCGGAACGGCAGGAUGCUCUGUUGGACGGCUUUUGAUGGGGGGUGCUUUCUGUUGGUUCAAAAUGGGGAGGAUUCCUGUUAUCAGUUCAAAAUAGGGAAUUUCUGUUGGUCAAUUCAUAAAGACAGGGUUUCCUGUUAGGGAGCUCAUAACGGGGGUGUGCUCCCCGUUAGUCAGCUGAUUCUGUUCUGUUGUGUGAGGAAUGACUUUAGCUCAGAAAUUGAAACAUUAUAUAUAUACAUAUAUAUAUCUUCUCUUAUAAUGUAACUAUUCAACGAAAUCGAGAGCUUGUAAUAAAAUGUAAUUUCCGUUUUAAGAUUAGCACUUUCAAGAUUUUACAACUCGAAAUUUACUGUAUUUCAAAGUCUAUGUAAUAAAAAUAUCUGCAAUUAA
Molecule: messenger RNA, 1933 nt
Organism: Penaeus indicus
Lineage: Eukaryota; Metazoa; Arthropoda; Malacostraca; Decapoda; Penaeidae
Product: testisin-like
Exons: 10
Coding region: 165-1538 (457 amino acids)
Biological process (GO): proteolysis
Molecular function (GO): serine-type endopeptidase activity
Source: RefSeq, a predicted model, not a curated record